AUAUGCCUCGUGGGAAGAAAUCAUUGGCUAGAAUGGUUAAUAAAGAGCGUCCAAAUGAUGACACUGGUGAACGUCUAGAGGAAUUCUACAAUAUUUUAGUUGAUAAAGUUGCUGAUUGUAUUAUCAAAAAUCGGCGGAAAGCAGAUGUUAGUAACUCAAGCCGUAAAGAAAAUGAUGGUCCAAGUAAUGAGCAAAAUGGAACUGAUGAUGCUGAAGUUAAUGCAUCUACAAUUAUUGCUGAGUGUAUGGAAGCUACACGGGCCAAAAAGAAAGGAAAGGAAAAGGCAAACGCUUCUUUUGAAGAUACACUUCUUAAUGAGGCACGAGUCAUAAAUGCGAGAAAAGGGGUUGUUCGUAAGAUCAAUGAAGCGUUGUGCACUUAUGAUGAUGACUUUGUUGAAGAAGGUUUAAAUGAGAAGAAUACUGAAAAUGUUGGGGCAAAAGAUACUGUUCACAAGGAAGGUAAUAAUCAUCCUAUGCUUCGUUCACGUGACAGCCCAUCACACUUGCAUAAGUUGAUAUCAUCACUCAACGACACCCAAAAGGAAGCUGUAAAACAUAUUGGGUUUGGGGGUUUAUUGCAUCUACAAAUCAAUGAACUACCUUCAAAGUUAGCCUACUGGGUUAUAAAGAGUUUUGACAGAAAAGAGCUGAUGAUUCAACUUUGCAAUGGCAAAUUUAUCAAAGUGACGGAAGAGGAUGUGCAGAGGGUUUUUGGUUUCCCCCGAGGCCCAAAUUUGAUCGAGUCUGUUGAGGCCAAACAGAAGCAUACUUUAAAAGAUCAAUGGGUUUCAUUUUUUCCUAACUGCAAAAAGGGGCAAAUCACAGCGAGUGACCUAGAAAGAGUUGCACGUGAAUGCGUUGAUGGAGGGGACUGGUUCAAGAGGCAUUUCUUGAUUUUGGUUGCACACACACUAGUGGAGUAUAGAGGCCAUGGAUAUGUGGUUCCUUUGAUUAUCAAAUGCGUAGAAGAUUUAUUGACUCUGCGUCAAUGGAAUUGGUGCGAGUAUGUUAUAAGAAGUCUUGUAGAUGCGCGCGACAAAUGGGAUGCUAAUCAUCUAAAAAUGUUUGUUGGACCAGUGCUAUUUCCAUUGGUACUUUACUUGGAUCGGACUAAAGUUGGAAACAUCAUGCAUGGCAGACAGCUACCAUCCAUUGCCAAUUGGGAUUACAAGUCGAUGAAAGCUAGAGAAGAUGUAGAAGGCAAAUGUGAAAGAGGAUUUGGAUAUGGGGAGUUGUUAGAGCCCAUUGAGUUUCACUUUGGUGAUAAGAUGAAUGAUGUUGAAGCAGAAAAUACAACAAAUGUUGAUACUGAGGAGCUUGUAGAUAUAGCAGUGGAUCAAGAGAACUUUAGGAAACAACUUAUGAGGAAACUACAUAAGUUAGUUUUGAUUCGGGAAAUGGAAGCAAUGAUUGAACUCACGAAAACUGUUGAUGUUGUCGACGAUGGCUUGAAGAAAGCAAUAACUGAGGCUAUGAUGGAAUUGGGACUCCAAGAUAUGAGUAGUCCUCCAACGAAUGCAAUGGACAACACACAGUUUUGGAAUGAAGUGAUUGAUGCCAGCAUUGAAGUAGAAUCCACUUAUGAAAAGCGUAGGGAAAGAAUGGUUGACUUGUCAGCUGGUCCAACUUUUGAUCUUGGGAUUUCACAAAUGGGCAUGGACACAGGCGAUCAGCAUGGGGAGAUGCAAACUGAAGAGGUUGGCAUAGAGAAGGACAAAUGUGUUGGACAUUCAGAUGAUGGACAAAUUGAGAUUUCUGACCAUGUUCAAACAAAAGAUAACGUUGUUGGUGCAUUGCCACGGAGAAGCAAAAGAAAGAUGAUUGAUAGAUGCAUAAAUGCAAUUUAA
Molecule: messenger RNA, 1850 nt
Organism: Salvia miltiorrhiza (redroot sage)
Lineage: Eukaryota; Viridiplantae; Streptophyta; Magnoliopsida; Lamiales; Lamiaceae
Exons: 9
Coding region: 3-1850 (615 amino acids)
Source: RefSeq, a predicted model, not a curated record